This is a messenger RNA of Darwinula stevensoni, 2234 nucleotides long. The record is from the annotation of a GenBank genome assembly. NCBI's taxonomy places the organism in Eukaryota, Metazoa, Arthropoda, Ostracoda, Podocopida, Darwinulidae.
AUGCAGGAGUUUGAGUCAUUGAAGCAAGGCUUGAAUGAGGUGAAGAGUCACCUCAACUGCUUCGAUAUCAAUGAAUGGGACAGUCAUACACAGAAAACCAAUCGGGCAGGUGCCAUCCCCAGUACCAUUCGCAGACUUUACAAACCAGAGCUCUGUACUCAGGCAUGGGCCAAAUUCCACGAGAUCCUGAGUGUCUUCCCUGACUUGAUACAACUCUCAGAAAGUGAGAAUCAGGUUUGGAAAAGCAUGCAUCUGUGUGAAGCACCUGGUGCCUUCAUUGCUGCCCUCAAUCAUCAUCUAGUCAUGAGAGGUGCUCUCAGAGACCCAGAAUUAUGGCAUUGGAGGGCCAAUACUCUUAAUCCUUAUUAUGAGGGCCACUCUCGAAAUGACAUGAUCCCAACUGACACCCUCAUUGCUCCUACAAUCUCUCACUGGUGUUUUGGUGCUGAUUCAACUGGGGACAUAACCAGUUUGGCUAACAUCAAGGCCAUAGUGAAAGCUGAUGUUGGAAAAGUGGAUUUGGUGACAGCUGAUGGGAGUGUAAAUAUUCAAAAUAAUCCUGGUGAGCAAGAAACUAUGGUGGCUCUGAUACACAUUGGUGAAGUGAUCACUGCACUGCAGCUUCUUAAACCUGGAGGGUCCUUGAUUGUGAAGUUGUUCACCUUCUUUGAGGCACACACCAUCUCCCUGCUUUACCUCUUACACCAUUGUUUUCAGAAAAUGACAGCCUUCAAACCAUUCACCAGCAAACCUGGAAAUUCUGAGGUCUACUUCAUUCUCCAAUGCUUCCACCCAAUCUCUAACCUUCAGUCACAUCUCAAUAUUCUUCAAAAAGGAUUAGCAUGCAGCCAAAGGAAUUUAUCCUUCCACAAACAAGAAAUCCCCCAGUCAUUCUUGGAUGAAGUCAUGAAGGCUGCUGUGUAUUUCAAGUCUUGCCAAGAAGCUGCCAUCACAGAGAACAUCUCUCUCUUUGAAUGCAAAGACAAGGAAACCUUGUACCAAUAUAUUGCUGAAGAAGCUCAGGAGACUGCCCAGCAUUUCCUGGAGAUGUAUCCCCUCAAGCGCAUUCCUGAAUCAGCCCGUCUCUCACAUCAGUCUCGAGCACACCAGGACAGAAGUCCCAGGUUCCUUUUUUGUGGGAGCUAUGAAGAACGUGUUGGGCAGAAAUCUUUAGAGGACAGGAAGGCUCAACUUAAAUCUUGCAUCAUGGAAUUCAGACAAAGUCUUCAAUCAACAUGGAGAGAUUUUCCUGUUUUACAUCCUAUGCCUUCAGGCUUCCAUUUUGACCAGGACUUGGUAUGGCUUCUAGAUCAGGUGAUGCGGGAACAUGGAAGGCCCAUUCCUGCAGUCCGAUCAUCUGUUUUCUUUGAUAAUAACAUUCUUGAGAAAUCAAAGGAGAUAUAUCAUCUCAUGGGUGAAGUGCAAGACCUUGGUUUCAUAAGGGAAACCUUGCAGGAACUUAAUGACCUCAAUGAGAAUGUGAAGGAUGAGGGGAGCAAUGACAUGCAGGAUCCUGACUCUGAGUGUCAUGCCAUAUUGAUAAAUUUGAAGACAGAGAUGAGACUUAAUGAGGAAGCCAGAAAAACAAUACUCUUGGACCUUCUCAUUACUGUGCUAUCAGAUGAAGAGAGUUUGAAUCAGUUGUCAGAUACUGACAGACCAAGUCCUCUGAGAGUUCAAGGCAUGCACUUGUUGCAUCGUUUCAACAUGUCUCUACUUCUAUUACUGGCAGCUGUGUUCAAUACUGUCUCCUUCAUGUGGGACUGCCAGAUACAAUUUGAAAUGUUGAGAGUUGACAAGAAAGUGAUCAGUGGGACUUUAGUUCCUUUCCUAGAAGAUCUUCUGAAUGAUCUUGAGCGAGGCCAUCGUUCUGAUCCUCCUGUCAGUAUCUUGAGCCUCUUCCCUAUUGAUACACUCACGCAGGACCAGAAGAUCUGCAGCUACAUCCCUGCAUUCAAUGGGAGAAUCCUAUGGGAGUUCUUAUGUGCUCAUAUUCAUCAUACAAGUGGUACCCAAGAUGCACAAAGUCAACAAGAUCUCAACCUUCCAUUCUAGUCUUCUCCAAGAAAUGUGUUCUAAACCAUACAGGAUGGUGUGCCAUGGAAGAACUUAUUGGUGAUGGGUCGGACCUGACUCUCAAGAUAUCCAAAGAAUUUUGAAGGAAUGUUGCUGUUUUGGGGUUCAGUUGGAAAGUGGACUUGUUUGAAAUUAUGGAUUAAAUGCAGUGGCAUAAG